GGCCCCAUUUUGUGCACUCAAGCUUCAAGCUGUUGCAAAAAGGUUUCAUAUGUUCUGUUGUCAUUCAAAUUCUUUAUCCACAUAUGCAUGUCUUGCACUACAGAAAAAAAAACCCUCAACUAAAAAACCUCAACCUAUAUUUAAGUGUCCUCUUUUAAAACCCUUUUAGGUCAGUCAGCAAUGGCUGCAGCAGAAAUUCCCAGUUACAUUGUCUCUUCUCAGACUGAGAAACACAGGAGGGCCAGAAACUGGACUGAUGCAGAGAUGAGAGGUUUAAUGCUGGUCUGGGAAGAAUUUUUUGAUGAGCUGAAACAAACUAAAAGGAAUGCCAAAGUUUAUGAGAAAAUGGCUAACAAACUCUUUGAAAUGACUGGAGAAAUUCGCCACGGAGAGGAAAUAAAGAUAAAAAUUACAAAUAUGACAUUCCAGUACAGGAAAUUAAAAUGCAUGACAGACAGCGAAACUCUUGCACCUGACUGGCCUUACUACAAAACCAUUGACAGGAUCUUAUCCAAAGUGACAGACCACAGCGAUGUGAAAAUGCACGAAAAUCAGCAGCCAGGCCCUUCUACGUCCCAGACAGAGGCCUCUCAGUCUCCAUCAACCAAGUCUACACCUCUCUAUUUGCCAUACAACCAGUUUACAUAUGAAGGAAGGGAAGAGUGCUUUGAAGAUGAACAUUCAGAGAGCUCAUCAAGCUUACUUUCUUACAAGCUGAGAGCUGAAGAAAGACCAUUUAAGAAGAGAAAAAUGCAAAGCUGCAGUUUCCAAAAGAAGAAGCUCAAAUUAAUGGAGGCUAUGCUGGAAGAACAGAAGAAGUUGAGUAGAGCUAUGGAAGAAACCUGCAGAGAAGUACGCAGGAUUCUGGAUCAACAAAACAUCAUUCAGGUUCAGAGCUUGCAGUUACAGGAGAGAAUGAUGAAUCUACUGGAGAAAAUGAUCUCCAAAUCCAAUGUGUAGUUUCUUUUGUGAAUGCCCUUGAGAUUACCAUUGAUAUUAUAGGUAUCCCCUUACUGCACACCAUACGUGUGUCUGUUGCCCCAUUCCCAGGUUUUCCAUGGAAACUCCAGCCCUAGUGUAACCUUAGGUAAGCCAAGAGAACAGGUCAUGCAGUGUGAGAGCUAUCCAGUGUGAUAACAUUAGUGCAAUAUAUGCCAAGUUGAAUUAUUUUUGUAUGGAAAGGUUAAGGGAUGAGUAGCUCUGGGAACUUCAGUACUAUUCCUGCCUCGGUCAGGUGUUGUUUUACAAGCGGUGGUGGUGCGCAUUGCUUCACCGCCAGGACUCUGGCAGAACCUGCUGCAGGAGAAGGAAAGAGCACGUUGCUAAACGUGGUGAUUGCAUCUUGACUUUGCUGAGGGUUAAACCCUGUUUUGAGACGUGCACCCUGAUUGUAGAAGUGAAAUAUGGUUCUUGUGAAGAGCUAGAUGGGACCGUGAGCUCCAUCAUUUAAAACUCCAUGCCUGGUAUGAAUAGUACUCUAAAGGAUUAGGGUAAAAAUAGUCUAUUCAAAUACACUUUUGAUAUGAAAAGAAUCCCCCUCCCCCCCCGACCACCUUACUAUAUACUGAAUACUAAAAUGUAUAGAAGAUACUUGAAGUUGCUUUUGAUAUUAAAUGUUUAAUUUUUUUCAUUAUUAACUGGAAUCUGUCGACUUUAAUGAACAACCAGCAGUGAAAUCUCUCAUUUAUUCUCUAUCACAGAAGAAGAAUAUUGU
Molecule: messenger RNA, 1714 nt
Organism: Dryobates pubescens (Downy woodpecker)
Lineage: Eukaryota; Metazoa; Chordata; Aves; Piciformes; Picidae
Gene: MSANTD1
Product: Myb/SANT DNA binding domain containing 1
Exons: 3
Coding region: 181-960 (259 amino acids)
Biological process (GO): positive regulation of DNA-templated transcription
Cellular component (GO): nuclear body
Source: RefSeq, a predicted model, not a curated record